CAGAUAUACUGAAAUACGUCCACACCGCAGACAUGUUGCUUCAGAUAAGCACGUGCAGGUCGCGGUUUCUGUUUUCGUCAUCACAACAUUUCGGCCGUAUUGUUUCGGUCAUAAAAGUCUUUCGGGCAAAAACCGAAAAUGCCCUUUUUGGCCAUUUUCGGUGGCCGAAUAUUCGGUGCAUCCCUACUAUAUUGAUUAGUGUAUAUGUGUCUGUGUUUAGUCCAACUUCACGAUCCUCAAAUUGUUGCUCAUCACUGUUUUUUUCAGGCUGUGGAUAACUCUGGUGAAAAAAUGCUCUCAGAGCAGAGUAUCUUGUGAAGCGUAGGAACCAGCUCUCUCUGGUCCUCACACAGCAGCAGAACCGUCGGCCAGGCACAAUUGAAGAGGAAGAUAAGAGGAUUGUAUACUGCCCCUCUGUAGAGGCUGUACCAAAGGAGCAGUGGUUGGAGGAAAUAAAAAACUGCCCGUUUCUGUUACCGACGUUCUUCAAAACAUCUUUUGUCUUCUGAAGAAGAAAGAAAGUCAUACAGUCUUUGCCUGACCUGAGCGGCUGGUCUCGUUUACUCUCGCGAUACUUUGUUGGCACGUGUGAUCGUAAAACGGCUGCUGCGGCGAUCAAAGUCGGACAAAGUGUCUAAACAGACUGCAUCGCUGUUUUCAGGCGGCUGCAGAUUCUUGCGUCGCCGAAUGAAGUCGAACAAGCCUAUUUUUUCUCCAGUUAUUGCUUGGGCUGACUGUGGAGACUUGCCAUUGGCUGUUGUUUUGAAUAAUCAACGAGGUAGCACUUUGCAUGGUCUGUCUUCCAUUUUGCCAUGUUUUUAUUACUCAUUUAUACAUAUAAUACAUAUAAUGUGUAUAAUAAACCAUUUUCUGACUCGUAAAUCUCAUCAUGAAACUUUAAUGAAAUUUGUCUGUGUUUACCACCGUUUGAAAUACUGUCAUUUGGAAGUAUAGGUAGAGGACGGCUCCAUAUCUAAUGCGUGGUCGUGCGGGAUGGAGCGCUCUCCAUCUCGGAGCAUGACGUGAUAGAGACAUCGGUCUCUAUCACAGGGUUGAGACUCUCCUGCUCGGCCACGUUUAUCACGUAAUGACAGAACACUACAUGUCUUCCGCUUCUUGUCUCUCUGCGCAGGCGGCGGGUGACAAGUUUGUCCGUUGCUACGUGACUGUCACGUGAUGUAUUGAAAGAGCGCGAGAACAUAACGACAAUUGAUAAUACUUUUCAACAGAACUUUUCCUUACAUGUCAAGUGAUUCACAUUUGUUCCUGGUCUUAAUAUUAGUGUAUUUUACUAUAAUUACUUAUCAUUGUCGUUGCCGAAUUAUUUACUUUCACUUUAUUUUCUAAAUCUAUAUUAAUUGAAGCGUAACGCCGCUAGCAUAUUAGCGUGUUAGCUUGCCUUCUGUUGACAUUGUGGAAUAUCAUCUCCCCCUAUUUGUCUUGUGUGCUAACUGUUUCUCUUUUUAAGCGUAUAUACUAAGACUCAUCAAGCAACCUUGCUAAGUUAGGAUUGCACUUCAUACCCGGUGAGUUAUGGCUUCUAUUCCUAUUGUUGUUACUUGCACCUCAUGUCAUAUGUUUAGUUUAGCCUUCUCUGUCAGCGGCGAGGGUUUUACAUGUGAUAAAUGCAGGGAAGUAGUUAGGCUGACGGAGAAGAUCUUACAAUUAGAGUCUCGCAUCCCAUCUUUAUUUGAGGAUAGUAAGAGUGUAAGGACCGUAGAAAACACUUCGGAUGCGAGCAAUGUUAGCGCACACAGCUCGGUUGCGGUUGAAAAUCCCCUGCAGCAGGGAAGCUUUGUAACGGUGAGACGGCAUAGUCGCAGGACAAAACAUCACUCAACCGUUCCGAUUAAAGUCUCGAACAGGUUUGCCCCGCUCAGUGACGCACCGACUGAGAAACCUGCUGAAAGUGCCCUAGUGAUCGGUGAUUCUAUUGUCCGGAACGUUAACAUAGAGGCACCAGCCACCAUAGUCAAAUGUUUACCGGGAGCCAGAGCGCCUGACAUCAAGUCAAAUUUAAAUGUGCUGGCUAAGGCUAAUCGUAAAUACAGUAAGAUUGUUAUUCAUGUCGGCACAAAUGAUGUUAGACUCCGUCAAUCGGAGAUCACUAAAGAUAAUAUUAAAGAGGUGUGUGAGCUCGCGAGCACGAUGUCAGACACUGUAAUAUUCUCUGGCCCCCUUACUGCUUACUGCUUACCGUGGUGAUGAGAUUUAUAGCAGAUUAUCAUCACUAAAUGGCUGUUUGUCUGAGUGGUGCCUGCAGAAUAAUAUAGAUUUUAUAAAUAACUGGAAGAGUUUUGAGGGCAGACCUGACCUGUUGAAACGAGAUGGUCGGUUUCCCUCCUCUUUAGAAAUUUGGCACACAGUCUUAAUAAUGCUAAAGUCUGACUACCUGGGGCCCAGGUCAGGAAGGAGACAGAAUGGCUUAACCAACUGUCUGCUUGCCGUCUCGCGUUACAGAAUACACAAAAUAUACAACAUGUAAUAAUCCCUUCUUACAAACAACAUAAAAUAGAGACUGUGUCUGUCCCCCGGAUUAGCAAACAUAAGAUAUUGCGUAAACCUCUUGAAAGUAAUUUAAUAAACGUUAAACAAAUCAAACAUGAACAAAAUACAGAUAAUCAACUGUUACGACUCGCAUUGCUUAAUAUUAGAUCUCUCUCAAAUAAAGCACUUUUUGUUAACGAUUUGAUAACUGAUCAUAAAAUAGACAUGCUUUGUUUGACAGAAACAUGGCUAAAGCCAGAUGAUUAUAUUACUCUAAAUGAAUCCGUUCCCCAUGAUUUUUACUAUAAACACGAGCCUCGUCUAAAAGGUAGAGGGGGAGGUGUCGCUGCACUUUACAAUAAUUAUUUUAUUACCUCCCAGAAGUCUAAUUUUAAAUAUAAUUCUUUUGAAGUCAUGGUACUUCACGUAACCCUUCACGUAAAAUUUAUUCUAGCAUUUGUAUAUAGGCCUCCAGGGCACCACACAGAUUUUAUUAAAGAUUUUGGUGGGUUCUUAUCAGAACUAGUACUGGCGCAGAUAGAGUCCUUGUCGUUGGUGACUUUAAUAUCCAUGUAGACAAUGAUACAGAUGCCUUGGGACUGGCUUUCAAAGAAACUCUUAACUCCAUGGGCGUUAGUCAACAUGUGUCAGGACCCACUCACCUUCGUAAUCAUACUUUAGAUUUAAUACUUUCUUAUGGUAUAAAUGUGGACGAUGUUAAAAUCGUUCAGCAGAGUGAAGACAUUUCGGAUCAUUAUCUGAUAUUAUGUUUGCUUCAAUGGCCUACGGCUGCAAAUCAAACUCCUUGUUACAAAUAUGGUAGAACGAUUACUUCAACUACCAAAGAUGCGUUUCUCGAUAAUCUGCCUGAAUUGUCUAAAAUAUCUAGCAUGAGUAAAAACGUUGACGAUUUUGACACUACUAUAGAAAAUUUUAAGUCUACUUUCUCGGAAAUAUUAGACACAGUUGCUCCUCUGCGUUUAAAGAAAAUUAAAAAUAGCAGCCCAACACCGUGGUAUAAUGAACACACUCAGACUCUAAAAAAAGCGUCCCGGAAAAUGGAGCGCAACUUUAAGAAAACUAAUUUAGAGGUAUUUCGUAUACCAUGGAAGGAUAGUACUCGAAAUUACAGGAAUGCCAUAAAAACGUCUAGAUCCGCCUACUUUUCAACACUAAUAGAGGAAAACCAUCACAACCCUAGGUUUUUAUUUAACACCGUGGCUAAAUUAACAAAAAAUAAGUCAUCAUCGACGUCAGAUUCUGAUUAUCAGCAUAACAGUGAUGAAUUUAUGAACUACUUCACGAGUAAAAUCCAAGAUAUAAGAGAAAAAAUUAUAACAAUGCAACCUGUAGUGAAAUCCGCUGAACAAACUAACUACAGCACCCCUAAGGAGAAAUUGCAAUUAUUUUCUACAGUAGAUCACGAUGAACUGUCUAAAAUCAUUAGAUCAUCCAAAUCAACAACAUGCAUGCUAGACCCUAUACCUACAAAACUACUGAAAGAAAUGCUCCCAGAAAUUAUAGAUCCUCUUCUCAGUAUUAUUAACUCAUCUCUGACAUUAGGACAUGUGCCUAAAGCAUUUAAGGUGGCUGUUAUAAGGCCUCUUUUAAAAAAAACCAAACUCGACCCUAAAAACUAGGGAAUUACAGGCCUAUAUCGAAUUUACCUUUUAUAUCUAAAGUUCUGGAAAAAGUAGUUUCAACUCAAUUAUGCUCCUUCCUCCAAAGGAAUGACAUUAAUGAUGAAUUCCAGUCUUGAUUUCGAGCAUGUCACAGUACAGAGACUGCUUUGAUAAGAGUUACAAAUGAUCUGCUUUUAGCGUCUGACCGUGGCUGUAUUUCGUUAUUGGUGCUGCUAGACCUCAGUGCUGCAUUUGACACCAUUGACCACAGCAUACUUCUACAUAGACUCGAAAAUUACGUCGGCAUUAACGGAAUAGCAUUGAAAUGGUUUAAGUCUUAUUUAUCCGACCGUUUUCAAUUUGUAGCAAUAAACAAUGAGGCGUCCCGCAAAUCACAAGUCUAGUACGGUGUACCACAGGGCUCAGUCUUGGGGCCUCUGCUCUUCGCAUUAUACAUGCUACCUCUAGGAGAUAUAAUAAAGCGACACGGAAUUAGCUUUCACUGUUAUGCUGAUGAUACUCAACUUUAUGUUUCCUCGAAGCCUCACGAAACCCAGCAGUUUCAUCGAAUAAAGGAUUGCAUAGUUGACUUAAAAAUGUGGAUGAGUAACAAUUUUUUACUACUAAACUCGGACAAAACAGAAGUGUUACUUACUGGACCGAAAACUGCUAUAGGUAACAACCAAGAAUACUGCUUAACGAUUGACGGAUGCUCCAUAAAAUCCUCGUCAUCAGCUAAGAAUCUUGGCGUUGUAUUCGACAGUACUCUGUCAUUUGAAAGCCAUGUCGCCAACACCUGUAAAAUUGCAUUUUUCCAUCUUAAGAAUAUAUCUAAAUUACGUCAUAUGCUGUCACUGUCAGAUGCAGAGAAAUUAAUUCAUGCAUUCAUGACAUCAAGACUAGAUUAGUGUAAUGCACUUUUAGGUGGUUGCCCUCCGGGCCUAUUACAAAAACUGCAACUGGUUCAAAACGCGGCAGCUCGAGUUCUUACACGUACAAAAAAGUAUGAGCAUAUAACCCCGGUUCUGUCAACCUUGCACUGGUUACCUAUAAAGCAUCGCAUUAACUUUAAGAUCCUGCUUAUUACCUAUAAAGCCCUACAUGGUCUAGCGCCGCAGUAUUUGAAUGAACUUCUAUUGUAUUACAGACCUCCGCGUACAUUACGCUCCCGGGCGUCCUGUCAGUUGGUAAUACCUAGAAUUUCAAAAUCAAGUGCAGGUGGUAGAUCCUCUUCUUAUCUAGCGCCUAAACUUUGGAAUAUUCUUCCCUGCACGGUCCGUGAGGCAGACACACUCAGUUUAAAUCUAGACUAAAGACUCAUCUUUUUAAUCUUGCAUACACUACACCUCCAUAAUAUUAAUCCUCAGAGGAUUUAGGCUGCAUUAUUUAGAUCAACCGGAACCAGGAACACAUCCAACAAAACAAAUGAUGUACUUGUUGCACCAAAGAGUGCAGAACAGUACUCUACUCUCAGUCAGUCUUGUCUCUUUGUUCCAAGGUUACGGCAGGAUGCAGUUCAUGCCCAGACCUGAUGGCAGAGCUGAGAAUGGGAAGCGGUGACCUGACAAGAGCUAAGAGGAUAGAGCUGGAUAAAGGACGCGACAACUUUGUUUUUGCUACAAGAUUUAAAAUGCUAUUAGAUUGUUAAUGAUAAUCUUAAAUCCUUCAUAUUUAUAUUUUUAUUAAGCCUUGUUGUGCAAGCACUGUUGAGCUUGUGAAGAGGCAGCAGCUUUUGCCAGAGGGGAACUGGAAUCCCCAGGUUGGGCCUGGGUUCCCCUGAGGUUUUUUUUCUCGAUGGGAGUUUUGGGUUUUGCAUAUUAUUUUGCACUAUCUGCCUGGCCGGGGGGGCUGCUUUAGAAUUCAUACUUGUAUUAAAUGUGUCUCAUGUACAGCUGCUUUGUAACAAUGAAAAUUGUAAAAAGCGCUAUAUAAAUAAAGUUGAGUUGAGAGGUAUCGCUGAGGGUCCGCAUCCCUGGAGUCUUUCCACUACCACUUGAACAGGUUCAUUCCAGGAACAAGUGCAAAUGCUCUGAAUUUCCAGCUCUACCUCCUGGAAGGCUUGAACAGGUGGAAUCAGGAUCGGGCGAGUGACCAGCAAGCCAGAGUCCCUUCUCACUGGGGAUAUGGAUGUGUUUACAAUUAUUGUAAUCGUAAACACAGAAGUUGAAUUACAAUUUGAUCUAUGUGUUAUGGUUUGAAUAUCAUUAGUCAUGUAUGUGUGUGUUUCUUUUUGUUCUCCUGAGUCUGACUGGACAGCCCCUCGUGGUGGAUCCCGACUCGGAGAAGACCGAGAACAUGCUUGAGGAUGUGGAUGAAGGAAGGUACGAAGAAGACGAGGGCUUCGAUGAAGACCAAACCUUGGAUGUUACUCUAUCGAGUCUCUCAGAUGAACCAAGCUUCUCUGUUUCCUCCUGCUUUCUGUCCUCCUCUGAGUCUCUCUCCUCCCUAGCUGCUGCCUCCACCACAUUGGCUGUUGACUCCAUGCCACAGUCAUGCACCUCGGCGUCUACUUAUGAGUCUGCGGCUGUGGAUAACUCUGGUGAAAAAAUGCUCUCAGAGCAGAGUAUCUUGUGAAGCGUAGGAACCAGCUCUCUCUGGUCCUCACACAGCAGCAGAACCGUCGGCCAGGCACAAUUGAAGAGGAAGAUAAGAGGAUUGUAUACUGCCCCUCUGUAGAGGCUGUACCAAAGGAGCAGUGGUUGGAGGAAAUAAAAAACUGCCCGUUUCUGUUACCGACGUUCUUCAAAACAUCUUUUGUCUUCUGAAGAAGAAAGAAAGUCAUACAGGUUUGAAUACAUCAACAUCAUUUUGGGGUGAACUAUUCCUGUAAUAACAACUUAAAGAAAGAGGAUUAUUCAUCUAUAACAGUUUUAUUCAUGUAUGUUUUUGUCACGGGGUGACAAAUAACCCCCGGAACUAUUCACCAGAGAAGUGUUUCCGCGGGGAUACUCCCAGUGUAACACUGUCCCCGGGCCUGUGUGUGUGUCUGUCGCCAUGGCAACUAACCGGCAGAUUGGCAACAGGUGUGGGGACUUCACUCUGAGUGCCUGAUUGAGGCCACGCCAGCAUUCUUGAGAGGAUAAAACACAAGGGGAAGUGAAGGCUGGGUUGUGUUGCGUCGGGUUGUGCCGUGUUCUGUUCUGUGCUGUGCUGUGCUGUGCUGUGCUGUGCUGUGCUGUGCUGUGCUGUGCUGUGCUAUGCUGUGCCUCCUUCUCCGUUGAUCUGGAGUGGUCUCUCCCAUCGGGAAAUGUGUGUGGAGUAUUACAGCUGAAGAGUUAUCGUGAAGGAAGAAGAGUGUGGCUUGUGGGACCCAAGGGCAGUGAAAGAGAGUGGAAUUCGUCGCCUGGACUGGGAGAGAGUGAAGGAUUAUCAGGGAAAAUUCAAGGAAUAUCGUCAGCAGUGGGAAAGACGCCAGUGAUGAGUAUUUGAUCCGUUGUUUAUAUGCACUAAACACUGAAGUGGUAUUGAGAGUUCGGAUAGUGUGUGGCACGAGUGAAUUAGUACACCGAGUGGAUUGUUGAUCUGACUCUAACUUCUGUCCUCCCCUUUGCUGAAUGUGACGAUAUCUGCACCCGCUUUUCUCUGGAGAGAAAUUGAACCCUUGCACGGACGAGAUUUGAUAUUGUGGGAGAAGGACCGGAGGGUCUUUCAUCCGCUGUCUCCAGGGAAGGGCUUUUUGAUACCACAAAGCGCCCGAUUUAUUACUUCAAGGCAACCCGGCUCUUCAACAGCAUGUAAAACCUUCAGAAUUGACACAGUUAAACCCGGCUGUAUCGUUCCAGUGAAUAGCUGAAGUGGAGUGUUCCGCUCAAAGUGUCCUCUCCGCCUGGUGGUCUCCACAUGUCCCGCCGAAAGCCUCUGUCCUGGUCAGAAAGGAAGAAGGUAUUUCUGCUGGAUGUUGCAUAGACUGUUGAACAGUUAAAUACUGCUACCUUGUUACUGUUGUGGCUCUGACGCCCAUCUGCACAGCGUGAAGUAUCUGUCCCCUGCCACACCCGUGAGGUCUGUUCACUGCUGUCUGAAGCUUUGAUUCUGUCUGUUACAGCGAAAGCCCCGCUCAGCUUGUGACCUGAGUUUGUUGCAGCUCUGAAACCCAUCGGUGUAGUGUGAAGUACCCGUCCACUAUUCGCCACUGAGUCCGGCGUCAGCGCCAGAAGGGAGUAAGCUCCGACUCACCUGUUCCCUUGGGACACCCACCUGUUUCUUACUCACCACUGUGAGCCCGGCGUCAGUGCCAGAAGGAAGUGAUCCCCGAUCCACAUACCUACCUAGGACACCCACCGUCCAUUACUCACUACCGUGAGUCUGACACCGUUGCCCGACAAGGCUUGCUUUGGAUUCCUAGGAAGAGGAAGGAAGAGGAUUUUAGAUUAGGGUUUUCAAAUUACUUUUAAAUAUAAAAUAAAGCUUGUGAUUCUUUUA
Molecule: messenger RNA, 8531 nt
Organism: Triplophysa dalaica
Lineage: Eukaryota; Metazoa; Chordata; Actinopteri; Cypriniformes; Nemacheilidae
Exons: 7
Coding region: 3114-4127 (337 amino acids)
Source: RefSeq, a predicted model, not a curated record